UAAGCACAGGCGUCCGCUUUCAGCGCGUCUGUCUCCCAAGCAGCUCCUGCCAUGAACAGGGGAGGAGGAAGUGAAAUGCAGCAGCCCCAGCGAUGCUAGGGGAGAAGCAGGCGUCUCGCCCCAGGGUUACGUGAAGUCGGCUCCCCCUGCCAGCAUCGCAGUGAGCCGAGCCAAGGGGCCCCGAGGCGGCGGCUCGGGACAUGCUGCUGCAAGGAGCCUGCGGGCAGGUUGUGGAGCAACAGAUUCGUUCCGUUGGGCAGCGGUGGGACGGAGCGGGAGGGAUCCCGAUCGCUCCCGGGGCAGAGACCCGGGCCUUGGCUGCUGGUGGCUCCUCGGGGUCGCGUUGGUGAGAUCACCGGGCUAGCGGCGCGCCGAGCGGCCGCGCUGAAUGCCGGGCGGCUGCCGCUGUGAGGCGAGGCGGACGCUCCGUGGUUUCAUGCGAGGUACAAAGUGGCCAUCUCAACUCUGACAGUACUUGAACUAAAGGCUAGCAAAGUGAUGCUGCUUGCAUUUAAGGAAUACGGGACACUUUAUAUUCAGGAAUACAGGAAAAACAGCAAAGUGGAAUCGAAUACAUGCAGCAGCUUCAUGGGCUUGAAGGAUCAUCUGGGGCAUGACCUAGGCCAUCUUUAUGUGGAGCGCACUGACACACAAAUAAAUGCAGUUGGAUCUUGGUCAAUGGUGGAGAAACCAACAAUGGAUAAAGUUAACUCUAGGAAGGAAGAUGCAGAUAAGGAGGCAUCUGAGGAGACUGGAAGUUCCAGUUGUGAUUCAGAAGAGAGCACAAAUUCUGAUAACGAGUCAGAGAGACUGAAUAAUAUUACAGCAGAAUCACAUCAUCUACCUAAGAUUCACCGACAACUGUGCAGGUCUCCCUGCUUACAGCCUCAUGUACUAAAACGGAACGAAAUCUUACAAGACCUUAAGAUAGAGGAGGCACAGAUAGGAUCUAAGGAAGUAAAGAAGCCCCCUGAUGUGGUGAAGGAAUAUCAAACCAAACUGGAGUUUGCACUUAAGUUAGGUUACUCUGAAGAACAGGUUCAACUUGUGCUAAAUAAGCUUGGCACUGAUGCUUUAAUCAACGAUAUUUUGGGAGAACUUGUCAAACUUGGAAAUAAAACUGAGACUGACCAGCCUGUAAAUAAUGUUAACGCUAACAUAAUGCGUGAGGCAUCUUCCAUAGAGUCUCAGAGGUCUGAGUCUCCACUUCAGGAGGAUGUGACUGAAGAUGGAGAUAACCUGAGGCCAAUAGUUAUUGAUGGCAGCAAUGUGGCAAUGAGCCAUGGGAACAAAGAAGUAUUUUCUUGUAGAGGAAUAAAAUUGGCAGUAGACUGGUUUUUGGAAAGACGCCACAAAGAUGUUACAGUGUUUGUGCCAGCAUGGAGAAAAGAACAGUCAAGACCUGAUGCUCUUAUCACAGAUCAAGAAAUCCUGCGCAAGUUAGAAAAAGAGAAAAUUCUGGUGUUUACACCAUCCCGUCGUGUGCAGGGGAGAAGGGUGGUAUGCUAUGAUGACAGAUUCAUAGUGAAGCUGGCCUUUGAGUCAGAUGGUAUCAUUGUGUCUAAUGAUAACUACAGGGAUCUAGCUAAUGAAAAGCCAGAAUGGAAGAAGUUCAUAGAUGAGCGAUUGUUGAUGUAUUCAUUUGUCAAUGACAAGUUCAUGCCUCCUGAUGAUCCUCUUGGCCGUCAUGGCCCAAGCCUUGACAAUUUUCUAAGGAAGAAACCUAUUGUACCGGAACAUAAGAAGCAACCAUGUCCAUAUGGAAAGAAAUGUACCUAUGGACACAAAUGCAAAUACUACCACCCAGAAAGAGGAAAUCAACCUCAGCGGUCUGUCGCUGAUGAACUUCGAGCCAUGUCUAGAAGCACAGCUGCCAAAGCUGCAAGUGAAGGAGGAUUGGUAAAAAGCAACAGUGUUCCUUGUAGCACUAAGAUUGAUGGCACUUCUGAUCUCAAACGUGCUGCUCCAAAGAGGCAAUCAGAUCCUAGUAUAAGGACUCAAGUCUACCAAGACUUGGAGGAAAAGCUUCCCACCAAAAACAAAUUGGAAACCAGGUCUGUUCCUUCUUUAGUUAGUUUACCGAAUUCUUCAGUUGUAAAACCCCAAAGUACUGCACCUUUAAGCAAUGGCCUUCCAUCCGGGGUUCAUUUCCCACCUCAGGAUCAAAGACCACAGGGACAAUAUCCUCCAAUGAUGAUGGCAACCAAAAAUCAUGGAACGCCAAUGCCUUAUGAGCAGUACCCAAAAUGUGAGUCUCCGGUGGACGUAGGCUACUACUCUAUGCUGAACGCUUAUUCAAAUCUAAGUAUCUCUGGUCCACGCAGUCCUGAAAGGCGUUUCUCCUUAGACACCGAUUAUAGGAUUAGCUCUGUAGCUUCUGAUUGUAGCAGUGAAGGUAGUAUGAGCUGUGGUAGUAGCGAUUCCUAUGUGGGUUACAAUGAUCGGUCUUAUAUGAGUUCACCUGACCCGCAAUUAGAAGAAAACUUAAAAUGCCAACAUGUGCACCCACAUAGCCGCCUUAAUUCACAGUCCUUCCUGCAGAGUUACCAUGAUCCUUUAACAAGAGUGCAAAGUUACAGUCAUGAAGAACCAAAGCAUCAUCACAAACCACCUACUCCAUACAUGUCUGUACAUCUACAGCAUCCUACAGUUGGUGCUCGUUCUAGUUGCCCUAAUGACUACUCUGCUCUUCAAAGUUUGCAACAUUCAAAGACCAUGCAUCUGGGAAGGGCCCUUGUAUCCACAAGAAUAGAUAGCAUUUCAGACUCACGUUUAUAUGAUAAUUCUCCGUUAAGACAAAGAAAGCCUUAUUCCAGCCAAGAUGGGCUUGGAAGUUGGGAUAGGCAGAGUUAUGGGAUUGAUGCAUACGGCUAUCGUCAGACUUACUCCUUGCCUAGUAACCCCACUCAGCCAUGUUACGAGCAGUUCGCCUUCCAAAGUUUACCUGAGCAGCAAGACCAGACUUGGUGCAUACCUUACUGUGGAAUCCCUCAAGAUCCUCCAAGGUAUCAAGACACACGGGAGAAGGUUUAUAUAAACUUAUGCAACAUCUUCCCUCCUGAUCUUGUGAGAAUUGUUAUGAAAAGGAAUCCUCACAUGACAGAUGCUCAGCAACUUGCUGCAGCCAUUUUAGUGGAAAAAUCCCAGCUAGGUUAUUGAAAGAUGAUGCAUCUUUGUGGUGUCUAGUAGUUUUCAGUUCAGCUCUAAUGCUGAGGGAGGUUUGCUACAAUAGCAUAUGUGAUCUCCUUCUCAGCAAGGAGGUUAUACAGUAAUCCAUUUAUGUGAAAAUACAGUAUCAUGGAAUCUGUAUGUAUAGCCCCAUGCAUUGAAAGUAACAGGUUUGUUUUACAUUCUAACUUGAAAUUUUUAAAUGGUUUUAAGCUAUGUUCAUGACUGAAAUCUUUCCAGUCUAAGUUUAAUAUAUGUGUGUAUAUGUUAUCUGUGGUCUCCAGUAAUAAUCUUUGGUGCAUCAGGGGUUUAUAUGCAGCACUUUCUACCUUUUUGUUACAUGUUUUAUUAACUUACUGGAUGUUUGUCCUUCAGCUGCAAGGCAUUAAAAGAAUCUGCAGAAAAUUGAAAGAAUUUUAAUAGACCUGGCAAACAAUUUUCAAGCCAAGCUUAAUUUGAACUUCAGACAGCAAUUAAUUUAUUAUUAUUUAUUUAUUUUGUGGGCUUCUUUGUGCUAUAAUCAUUUAUUUAGAGAAAACAAAGAUUUACUAUGGCACUGACUUUAUUUUUUAAAUAAAAUAUUAAGUUACCAGUUAAAGUUGAAAUGGGUAACGAUAUAUUAGUAAUUUACAGUAUGGCACUUUUCAUUGCUCUUUUAAGAAUAGUUUUUAAUAAUUUGAUUCAGUUGAUUUGGUAAGAGCAGAUGCAAUCAAAAGUAAAGGAACUCAUUUUCAUUACUUUUUGGAUAAGGCAAAGCCUGGUGGUCUGAUUUGCAAAGAUUCUGAGCAUAUGCAACUUCCUUUGAAUCCAAUAAAAGCUGCAGCUUCUCAGAACUGCCUAAAAUCAGGCCAUGAAUGUUUCAGUUCAGAUACAUUGUUAUCCAGCUUCUGUGCUUCUGGUCAGUAGAAAUGGAACUGAAAGUUUAGGAUUCCAUUAAAUUGUUUUAUAUUCAUCUUUUUUUUCUUUUUUAUUUGUGCACAGGUAUACUGGAUAAAAUAUGCUUUUUCAUAAAAUAUUACCUGUUUUUAAACAAAUCUAAGUAUUCUCAAUGCAAGUUUUGUAUUUAAGAUACUGUUCAAUUUUCUUGCUAUUUAUUAAGGCUGGCCUGAGAUGGUUUUGUGUGUUGAGGAUAUGCAACAUUUAUUAACUGCACUAUGGUAAUUGUAUUGUAGCUGAAAAUGAUAACUUAAACCUUUUUGUAAGAUACUGUAUAUGUUCUAGAAGUUAGGUUUUGGCCCGUUGUAUUAUGUAGACCUAAUUCUUGCCACAAAUAGUAUAGCUGUAGAAACAGAUUAAAAUAGUCUGUUCUAGUAUUCGUAAGGGAUAUUUCUGGUUUUAAGUCAUGGGUUUUACUGUUGCUUCAAACUUUUUUUAUACAGGGUUUGCAAUCAUUGACAGAGGGUUGUAUUUACAUGAUGUAGUCAGUUGCCUAUAGUUUUAGGAUUCCAUAUAGAGUAACAUCGUUCAGUGUUGUUAAUUCACUGGGUUACAAUAUAAUUGAUGAUAAUUUUGAUACAGUUGCUGCAAUUUAAAGUAAGGCCCUGAAGAACCAGAAAGUACCUAUACUGUUGAUACAAAUUGUAUCUUUUUAACUGAAAACUCUUUUGAUUUGUAGAUCUAGUUAAAACACAAAUGUGUAACUAUAAUUAGACUUUUGGGCAACAUUUUAUCCCUUAUUUAAAAUAAUAGAUUUCAAUCUAGAAUAGAGUUAGACAAAUAAAACUACAGUAAUUUAUUUAGAGAAGUGUCUGUCUCAAUUUUAUAUUUUUAUAAUUCUGUUUUUAAAAAAGCUAUUGGCAUUUUCUUCCUUCUAAAACAUACCUAAUGUGAACUUACUAAAAUAAAGAUAAAAUGCUGCCUGAAAAUUAAUGUCCAAGCACCUUUUGAAUAGGAAAACAUUUUCACUACUUGUGUGACACUGUGUGUUGCAAGAAGUAGGAUUAGGGUAUACAGUAAAUGCUUCUAAAAAGCAUUGAGCUUAUAGACGUAUUCAAUAAUCUGAACCAUGUUCAGCAAACUUAAUUCAGGAAGUGUUCUUCUCUACAGCUUUUACGGUUGAUUUUUUGAGGUGGGAUCUGCAUUCAUCUGUCCUUUGUAACACAAUACAGGUGGUGCUGUACAUAAGCUCUCCUGAGUUGUUUAGGGGGAAAACCUGUUCACCUGUGACAAUAUUUUUUCCCUUGAUUUUGUUGGUCACUAUCUGUAGAACAUGUUUUAAUGUAGAGGUUAGUAAAGUGCGACUCUGAGGUUAUAAACAGUAAGUGAGUCUUGUCUUAGUUGUACACUAAGAUUUUUUUAAAUCAAAUUACACUUUUAAGUAGUACACGAUAGUGUAGGUGCAUCUGUUUUAAUAAUGAUUAUACUAGUGUUUUGUCUCUAAUGCAUUUCUACAUUUAUAUUUGUAUGUAUGAAUUAACUUCUACCAAAAGCUGAAUUCCUUUAAACGUUUGAAGAGAUGUAUAUGUAAUAGAUGCAUUUCAUUUUUUUUAUUUUUUCAGUCAAAGUCUCCUAAUACAUGUAGCAAUUUGAUAUAUAAUAUUAAAUCAUUAGUCUUGGCCACAUUAUUAAAAUGGUGAGAGGAGUAACAUGGCACUGUAUGCUGCAGUGCACAGAUAAGAGCUAUCAGCAUUGGAUGCUUCCUUGUAUAUUUAAUACAGUAUUGAAUCAUUUAAAGCAAGUUGAUUGCUAGAAGCAUUCUUAUACCAUGUCAAAUUGUGCUUUGUCCUAAAACACUAAAAUUGCUUUACAAAAUGUAAGAACAGGAGUUAUUUGGCAGCUUUUCAUAUUGUGCCAUGAUAUGCUAGUUCAAUUCAAGCUUUGUUAUAUUGUGCAAAGGAAAUUUACUGUUGACAAAAUAUUGCCCGUUGGUAUAUCUCUCUUUGCGAAUACUAAAAGCAAAUGAGCAAUACCUUCCAUGAGUUCGUCAUCCUGGAAGAGUUCACUCUGGAUAUUUAAUAGCUUAGAGAAAUGACACACCAGUAUGUAUAGGACAGUGAUAAUACUGGUGAAACUCUAUAUUUGUUUUAUGUUAAAUGAAUUGAUGCAAAUAAUAUAACUGUAAAAUAAGGUGUGAUUUAUAUAUAUUUAAGAUGUCAAACUGGGAUAUUGACUGCUUGCCUUUGCUCUGUUUGAAUAAUAUGGCUUUCAUGUGUGGAUAAAGUAUUCAGAGCAAAGCCUUACGCCAUCAUUGAAGAGAGGGGAACAUUUUACUUUGUCUGCAGUAUUUUUAGGAGAAUUAUUUUGAUAUAUUUACCAUAAAUUAUGUAUUUUAAAAAUAAAACACUCUGCUUUUGUAGAUGUACAAUAUUUUAUAUGGUACACAUUUCCAAAAUACAUCCACUCACAACUUUUAUUUAUCUAGCUCAGGGGUCGGCAACCUGAGGCACGCGUGCCAAAUAUGGCACGCAACCCCAUUUUGAGUGGCACACAGCCGCCUGCCGCAGUCCCGGCCCCCAGCCCCACUCAGCCCUCCCUGCCCACUGCUCUUCUCUGCAGGGGCAGGAGGCAGAAGCUUGGUUCUGCGGCAACCAAGCUUCCUCCU
This is a messenger RNA of Mauremys reevesii (Reeves's turtle), 6709 nucleotides long. It is a transcript of the gene ZC3H12C, whose product is annotated as zinc finger CCCH-type containing 12C. NCBI's taxonomy places the organism in Eukaryota, Metazoa, Chordata, Testudines, Geoemydidae. Gene Ontology annotation, cellular component: nucleus; cytoplasmic ribonucleoprotein granule. The coding region runs from base 499 to 3159 and encodes 886 amino acids. The record is from RefSeq and is a predicted model, not a curated record. The transcript has 8 exons. Gene Ontology annotation, molecular function: mRNA binding; metal ion binding; RNA endonuclease activity.